CCCACGCCCACCCCGCUACAUAUGGAGAAAAUCCUUCGCAUUUAGCGUCUCUAACAGAGAGAGCAAGUCAUCCAAGGAGAAGAAUUUAGAGAAGGUAAAGUAGAGGGUAGGAGUCACGCAUCGGUCCGUUUUCUUCUUCUAUUUAAAGAUUUCAUUGACCUCAAAUUUCUUAAGAGCAACUCGAAGAAGAUGACCAAUUCUUGAGAAAUUCUUGUAUCAAUUUGAAAUUGGAACACAAAAAUCGGGUAAACAGGUGGAUUGAUUGAAUAAUAUUUCAAUCAUCUAUUCUAGAUUUUCCCAUGAGUGUGAUUUUCAAUCAAAGGGAAUUGGGUCAGAUUUUUUAAGAUGUGUUGGAUUGAUAUAGAGAACUAUAAGGUUCUUCUAUGUGUUUGAACCUUCAGACAUGAGUCUCUUUCUCAAGCUAAUCGUUUGCUACAGGAUUGCUUCAUUUGCUUGGAAAACAGUUCUCUAGAAGCUUCAAAUGGAUAGUGAGAAUCUGUUGUCGGCGCUUCGUAGAUCUACCGGGGAAGAAACACAUUGGAAUAUUGACAUCUUGAGGAGGAUAUAUUAUCUACCUUUAUUACUCCGUAUAACAUUUAUAACAUGUGAGAUGCACGUGUGUGUAUUCUUUCCCAGUUAUAACUUGGGACAACCGUAUAUUCCAGCAUUCGGGAGUUCUCGUUUUCGUAUGGCUCCCAAACUGAAACCUAAGCAGCAGCCGUCUAUGCCCUCCGCCUCUGUGGAGGAUCUGUUCACUUCACUCAAUCGGCACAUCAAAGGAUCAGAAUACCGGCAAGCCGUCAAAGUUGCGGAUCAAAUCCUCGUUGCUGCGCCUGGGGAUGAGGAUGCAGUUCGGUGUAAAGUAGUGGCAUUAAUCGAAGCUUAUAAGGUAGAUGAAGCACUUGAGAGUAUAUACGAUAACUCCAAGAGGACUUCUAUUGAUUUGACCUUCCUGAAGGCAUAUUGCUUAUAUCAACAAAACAAGUUUAGCGAAGCUUUGGAGAUUCUGAAAGGGAAUGAGGAAAGCUCUGCAAAAAUGCUAUUGGAAUCUCAAAUUUUAUAUCGACUUGGAAAAGCAGAUGAAUGUGUUGAUAUUUAUAGCAAACUCCAGAAGUCCAAGAUAGACUCACUGGAGACGAAUAUGGUUGCUUGCUUUGUUUCUGCAGGAAGAGCACCUGAAGUGCAGGGUUAUUUGGACUCUAUCAGAGCUAGACCGACUCGCAGUUUUGAGUUGCCAUUCAACACUGCGUGCUCAUUAAUUCAGAAUCAGAAGUACAACAAUGCUGAACAAUUGCUACUUUCAGCGCGGAGAAUUGGCCAGGAAGUGCUAAUGGAAGAUAAUGUACCCGAUGACGAGAUUGAAAUGAAAUUAGCACCUAUAUCUGUUCAAUUGGCAUUUGUUCAGCAGAUUCUUGGAAAAGAAGAAGCGAGAGAAUCUUAUACUGAUUUUAUCGUAAGAAGGUUGGCAGAUGAGGCUUCACUCGCAGAAGCAGUGAGUGAGUCUUCGCUUGCAGUAGCAAUAAAUAACCUCAUUGCUUUGAGAGGUCAUAAAGACGUUUCAGAUAGUCUGAAGAAGCUUGAUUUACUUAUAGAGAAAAGUGAUGAUGGGCCAUUGAGGUUCCGGCUUGCCCAAGGACUAGAAUUGAAGCUCUCUCCAAAGCAGAGGGAAACCAUAUAUACCAAUUGGGUGCUAUUGCUACUUCAUUCUAAUAAAAUGGACAAGGCUCGAGAACUAGUAGCUGCACUUCCGGGAAUAUUUCCCCACAGCGUCGUCCCCACACUUCUCCAAGCUGCUUUACACGUGAGGGAAAAUAAGGCGGUUAAAGCGGAAGAAGUGCUAGGGCAGUUCGUGGAUAAGUUCCCGGAGAAGUCGAAGGUGGUCUUGCUGGCAAGAGCACAGAUUGCUGCAUCUGCAGGCCACCCUCAAGUUGCGGCAGACUCCCUUGGCAAAUUACCUGAAAUCCAACACAAGCCCGCGACAGUUGCAACACUAGUCUCUCUCAAAGAGCGGGCAGGGGAUAUCGAUGGAGCCGAUUCAGUCUUUAAUGCCGCAAUAGAUUGGUGGUCAAACCCCAUGACAGAAGAAGACAAUAAUAACCUCAACAUCAUCACACAAGAGGCUGCCAAAUUCAAACACCGACACGGACGGAGGGAAGAGGCUGCCCGGCUGUACGAGGACUUAGUCAAACGCCACGGGGGUAUGGAUGCUUUGGUCGGGCUGAUCCAAACGACUGCCCAAUUAGAUGUUGAAAAGGCAGAAGCUUACGAAAAGAAGCUGAAGCCUCUUCCAGGUUUACAGGCGGUUAAUAUUGACACUUUGGAGAAAACUUCAGGUGCUAAGAAUGUUGAUGACGGGGCCACACGUAUAAUUCCAGAAUCAUAUGAGACAAAGACUAAGGAGAAGCCAAAGAAGAAGAGGAAAAGAAAACCUAGAUACCCUAAAGGGUUUGAUCCAGCUAAUCCAGGCCCACCACCAGAUCCUGAGAGAUGGCUUCCGAAGAGGGAGCGGUCAAGCUAUAGACCGAAGAGAAAGGACAAAAGGGUGGCACAAGUAAGAGGGUCACAAGGUGCAGUGGUCAAAGAAACCUUGGGUGGUAGCACUUUGAAACCUAACCAAACUGCUGCCAAUCCCAAAGUAGGCUCUCAGAAUGUUAAUGUAGAGCAAGCAAGGUCUUCAAAGUCAUCUAAGAAGAAAUCAAGAAAAUAAAGUUUAUGUGGAAAACCUUUAUUUGAAGGUUAAUGGACUAUUCUGAAUGUACUUUGUUGCGUUUUGGUGUUGGAGACUUGAAUUGGAAACUCAAUUUUUAAAUAAUAUUGUUGUACGCUGGUCUGCUGGAGUCAUCCUGCAAGAGGUUUUCUUUAUUUUUAUAUCAUUUUUUAUCUCCUGAUUCAAAGAACCUGACACAUUCUGAAUUUGUGAUAGUAACAUUAUCAAAGUAAACAUUCAAAGAUUUUCUCUGUUUGUUUGCUUGCUGGUACUUCAGUUCUUAAUGGAAGUAUAGAACUGCGGACAUGGGAG
Cuscuta epithymum is the source of this 3019-nucleotide messenger RNA. The record is from the annotation of a GenBank genome assembly. NCBI's taxonomy places the organism in Eukaryota, Viridiplantae, Streptophyta, Magnoliopsida, Solanales, Convolvulaceae.